AUGCUGGUCACCAGUACUGUCGCUUUUAGUGAAAGCACAGUCACUUCACUUCCCACUCCUUCCUCCCCUAACCAGAACCCAGGAUUUUCUUCGUCUGACCUCGACUUUCUAGCUGAUGGCCCGGAUAAUCUAUUUCCGUCCAGCAAUUCAGUGGUUCAGUCUUCUCGAGACCGCCUCUUUUCAACUGAUGGCGUCCAAACUUGGCAUCCACGCCAAGUUCAUCAGAGAUCUCAGCUUCCAAAUCUCUUUCCGGUGGCUGAUGACAACCCACCGUCACCGAGGAAGCCAGCUAGUUCCUUUUCAGUUGACGGUCGUCACUUACUGCCAGAUAUUCAAACCUUUUUUUAUCUGUGGUUCAAAAUGACUUGCCCUAGUUCAUUGGAGUGUGAUGUCAUGGUUGGGUCGGCCAGAUGUGCCUCGGGUCAGCAAAUCGUCGACUGGCUUGUCUCAAACUCAGAUGGCAGACUUGACUCACGAGAAAAAGCUUGUGCGCUAUGCGAGGCCUAUGUAAAAGCGUCCUUUCUUACACCAAUGGACUCGACAGCCCCCCCUGGAAAGUUUGUUGAUGGUCCUGUUUUAUAUCGAAUGCAAACAGAACUGAACGAUAGCCCACGAUUACCAAGACGAACGCAGUCAGCCGUCUGCGACCACACCCUUCCUGAGAUUUCACAUGAUUGUAAACCACCCCUUCCACCUACACCACCGAAAUGCCAUCCAAAAACCGAGGCAAGUUUUCCGCUAGACGAAGCUCUGUGCUUGGAUCCUGUUUCUGCUGAAUUCAGCCCUCAGAAAGUGACCGGCCAGGCUGAAUUUGACCCAGCCACCUCGCAUCAGGAAUUGUCUACUUGUCAUAGAGGUUCCACCAAACUAAGAAAGCUUUAUGCCAACUACUUGAACCGACUGAUUCAACAGGAAACAAGGGAUCACUAUCUUUCGAGAGAAUGGAAUUCAGUAAUAUCAACAGCUGUCAGUAUGCUGUGCAAAGACCUAAAGGUUGACCUGCGCCAGGUCCUGCUGAAGAACCUGCAAGCCCGCCUUACCUCUCCACCUCCUGCUGAUUCCAGCCAGCAGUCUUCACUCAUCGACAACUGGAAUCUGCACGACUUCUGCCCCUCGAAGUAUUCGGCCAUGAGCGUUCUGCGAUACGUCCACGUCAAAAAAGUGGUGGACGAAGACAUUUCAUGCCAACUUUUGAACGGCGUCGCCUUCACGGGUCAUUUAGUUCACAAGCACCUUCCAACACACCUCUAUCGUCCCAGAAUCCUCAUCUUGGCCUCGGCUAUAACCUACGAAAGAAAUGUCUACAAGCGCACCUGGCUCGAGUCCUACGCCGCCCAGGCGAGUACCAAAUAAGAAUACCUGGGAAAUUGUGUUGCAAAAAUCCUUUCCUUUCACCCCACCGUACUCCUCACUGGGGGUGGCAUUUCCAAUAUCGCGCUUACUAUGCUCGUGAAGGCGGGCAUUGCUGUGUUCUGUAAUGUCAAAAGGUCGAUAUUGGCUCGAUUAGCCGCGGGCACAGGAGCUGAGAUCGUGGGCUCGACAGAUGCCUUGCUCAGCGGUUCCUACGAGGUUUCAGGCAAACGCACCACCUCCCCAAUUGGUACAUGUCAGUGGUACAAGUUAAUUACUGUGCCCCAGCCCAGCGCCUCUCCGAAGCCGGUCUGCAUCUUCAGCUUUAUCGAUCUGCCCUCGUCGGACUUGGCCCAGUCCGUUCGAUGGCUCCACAUCCCCGGUCUGCAUAGUGUCUCCAACAUCGAUGAGGUGGAGGACGCGUUGUGUGAGGCGGAGUCGCUUCGAAUGCCAGCUUACUCAAUCAUCCUCAAGGGCCCUGACUUGGCCAUACUGAAACUAGCUAAACGGUGUCUCAAAUUUGCCCUGAUGAGCUGCUUCAACGGGUAUCUGGAGCGAGCGUACCUAGCAGAUGCCCACAUUGUACCCCACAAUAACUCCCUAGAAUGGGAUUCAAGCAGUGCGGCGUCUAUCGACACUGCAGGCUUGGAGAGUGUGGAUCAAUCCGCGUUGGCCAGCCACCUCCGUGGCCGUUUCUUCAAUCUCUCACCACUGGUUGUGUCUGAGUUGCCGUUUCUCGCGAGCCCUCAAGGUCGCCGCACCCCACUCUUCGAUUUCUACUUCUACCUCGUCGAUUGGCCCGAAAGUAGACGGCUGAAUGACGCACUCAAGCAGAAGGCAGUCGUGGUGCGCGCUAACAUGUACGCGGCUCGAAAGCCACCGUCGAAGUACUCGCUGCCGUCUAGUGAACCCGCACGCACCUCCGAGACCCCAUUAGGCGAUCUCCAGUUCACUGGCGUGGGAAAACUGGCCCCCGAGGAUGAGGUCGCCUACAAGGCUGCCAGGUCACUGGCUUUCACCGCAAACAAGAGAGGUUCGACGUUUCUGUGCACGUGGACUGCCAUGGGUCGCCUUAACACGAAGAGUCUGUCUCAGUCCGCAGCAACCAAGGCACCACCUACGCCAAGGCUUCAAGUAAAAAAACGCAAGGAUAAACGCCUCACGCGCAGCAUUCGCGACGCUCGUUCGCACACCUCGAUGUACGUUCUGCGCAGUGUCUUCUCUGCGCGUUCUGCCAUCUACCCCGAGCCCUGCCUUCCAUCGUGGGUUGUCGGCAUCGAGGUCUAUGGUGGCAAUGAUUUGCCCCUGGGAGCCUUUCUUGAGCAGUUUUGCUUCAGAAGCAAGAGUUGUCUGAAUCCGGAGUGCAACACCCCAAUGCUCGACCACGUGCAACGCUUCACUCAAACCGCGGGCUCUGUGGAACUAACUCUCCAGACGGUGGAGCCGGCCAAACCGGUCAUUCCUUUGGUGGGUUGCGUUCCCAUCUCCAUGUGGACCUUCUGUUCCACGUGCAGGCAGACCUCACCGCUGCAGCCCAUGUCCCUCAGCGCCUGGCAUCUCUCCUUCAUGAAGUUCCUCGACUUGCUCAUCAACUCACCCGACUGUCUGACGCACGUGGGCGCGGAAUGCAGUGCCAAACAUCUCCGGCAUUGUUUCUGUGCUGGCAAAACCCAAGCUACGUUUAGGUACCACCCAAUAGCAAUCUACGAGGUCUGCAUGCCACCGAUCACAGUGCGGAUCUUCUUUCCACGAUCCGGUCACAAAACACAAGUAGCCUGUGUAAAUUCGCCAGCUGAAAUGCCCGAUUAUUUGCGCAACGAGGUCCACGCAACGUUGAAGAAGUACUACGAAAUCACAACGUUAGUGAAGUCCCACCUAGUGAACCUUAAAAACGACACUGUUUGUGCGGAUUUGUUGCGCUUGGUCGACGCAUUUGAGCAAAACUUGCACUUAGAGUUUACCAAAAGUCAGGUUAAGUCGCGGAUAGAGGUACUUGCAUGCCUCUUCGAUUGCCUUUCCCCUACCCCACCAUCAACCACUAAUCCGGAUGAAGCGCACACCACCCGUCUCCUCCUCAACUCACCAAUUGAUUCUGUCGCCACUGACGUCUGUUCAUUGGAGGAAGUUGGUGCUGGAACAUCCGAUGAUAACGACAGCCUCAACUCUGCCGACAUCGACUCCAAACCUGCCUGGAAUCGGAAGCUGGUCUCCCUGUCCUACGAGGAGAAAAUAGCACUGAUUUCUGCUCUGCUAAGCACCAUUAAACGGUGGCUUUUCAAUUUCGCCAACGACUGGAACACCCGCAUCUCCCAGUUCAAUUCCACCGCGAAGAUGCUCGAGAAGGCUCAAAGUAGGCAACACCGCAGGCAGCAUCAGCCCCUCCCACCAGCCCAAGAUCCACCCCCUGAUUCCUGUGGCUCUGUUGAACUUGGCGGCGUGAGGACUGCGGCUUUUGAGUCUUAUCUGGGGACGACGCCUGAUUUGGACCUGGUGUCGGAAGAAGCGGAUUCGGCAGGAUGUUCGCGUAAGGAUGCUUCAGACGGAGCCACGGCCUCCUAUGCAAUUCCGGAGCCACCGGCCGACAACAAACCAGUCACCACGGUGGAGACCGUGAAGCGUCUACUCACGGCGAUGCUGCCGGGUGGCGGUGACCACAGGCUGUGCGCCGAUCCACAGCCCCCGUCCGAGCACCCUCAAGUGCCCCCGCCGAACUCCGGGAGUCCUUUGUCCCUCGCUCUGGCCCUCCACCCACUGACGUCCGUGGACGCCUCGCACACGGAUGCUCCGCCUUUGAUGUGCCCCACUGAAGAGCUAGUUAACGAGAUUUCCAAAAUUGCCAUCCUCGAGGCAUCACCGGAUGUGUAUAUUAUGGACCAGGAGAUCACGACCAUUAUCGCGUAUACACUUGCCUCAGACGCCUACUUGAUGAAAUUCCAGACUCUUCUCACGCAGCCUCAGAUAAAUAACAGCAGCAGCAGCAGCGCUCAACUGAAACGAUCAAAUCGUUCGUUGGAACAAAAAACUGCUGAUGUGGUGGAGAAACGUUCCAGCCGUCGCAUGGGUUCCCUCACAUUCAAGAAAGACUCACUGCCGUCGCGUUUAUCAACACUUGAGGAGGUUGAGGAGGUAACUCGUGCCGCGGAGUCCUUGGAACGUGUCGACCGUGACGCCGAGUGUGGCAGCACGACUUCAGACGAGACCAAGUCGUCCAAGGCAUGCCCCUCUGCCGCCCCCAGUGAUCCACACAUCGAAAUCCAAUUUUCCGAUGCAACGACGACCUUCUUCUGUCGUGUCUACUACGCCCAGGAAUUCCACCAACUGCGUAAACUCAUACUACCCCAAGGUGAAGCAGCGUUCAUCCGAUCGCUUUCACGCUGCAAAAAUUGGGACGCACAGGGCGGCAAGUCUGGCUCGUAUUUCAUGAAAACGCACGAUGAGCGCUUUGUGGUGAAGGAGGUCUCGGGGAUUGAGUUGAAGACGUUUCACGACGUAAACAGGCAGUACUUUGAUUACCUAAUGUCAGCAGCUUCCGUCCAGCGCCUCUCACUGCUGGCGCGGAUCUUCGGGAUAUUCCACGUCGACUUCAAGAACUCCAGCACCGGCGAAACUCGGCGACUGGACGUUCUCGUGAUGGAGAACCUCUUCCACAAUCGCCCCGGCAUCACGCAGAUCUACGAUCUCAAGGGCAGCCUGCGAGGCCGCUUGAUCGUCAACUCGGAAAACGCCGCUUCCACCGGCUGCACCUCUGGCCCGACAACUACCGACACAUCCACUCGCCGUGCCCUGGGGGCUGACUCAGGCGCUGCCACCACCACGCAGGCGCCUGUGCUGUUGGACCAGAAUUUCAUCAACGAGUCACUCGAAAAUCCCAUCUACCUUCGACUGCACUCAAAGUUGUUCAAGCCGCGUGCAAAUGUGUUCUCCUCCACCUUCCAGAAUGCUCUGAUGCACUGUCUCAGCGUGGACACCCAAUUCCUCACGGACCUCUUCAUAAUGGACUACUCCCUGCUAGUAGGAGUCGACGGCGCGACUGGUCACCUGGUUGUGGGCAUAAUCGACUACCUGCGCAAGUUCACCCUCAACAAACGCCUCGAGAUGUUCAUUAAGCAGACGCUCACCAGCGUGCAGGGUCCCAUGCCCACGGUGAUCAUGCCGGUGGAUUAUCGCGAGCGCCUCCUGGACCAGAUGGAGAGGAAUUUCCACCUCGUGCCCGACCAGUGGUACGACUCCCUAGCCAACCACCGCGAGGUCUGGAGCCUGGUAUGCGAUUGUUUCCACCCCAGCAUCGGAGGCGUGGAGAGCCACAUCUACCAGUUGGCGCAGUGUCUACUUUUACGGGGCCAUCGAGUGAUCAUCAUCACACACGCCUACGGCGAUAACUGGCAACGACAAGGCGUUCGCUAUAUGGCCAGGGGACUCAAAGUCUACUACAUUCCGUAUCGCCCCUUUUACAACCAAGUGGUUUUCAUCACCAUCUUCGGUCUGCUGCCAGUCAUUCGCGACAUUUACAUCCGUGAAAAUGUGGAUAUCGUUCAUGGACAUUCGGCCUUCUCGCCCCUGGCUCUUGAAUCACUGAUGCACGCGACAGCCCUAGGCCUGCGCACCAUCUUCACGGACCACUCGCUCUUUGGGUUCGCCGACCUCUCCUCCAUCCUCGCCAAUCGAGCCCUCUUCAUGUUCCUCAACGUCGUGGACAACUUCAUUUGUGUCUCGAACGUGGCCAAAGAGAACACCGUCCUACGUGGCGGCAUGGAACCCGAGCGUGUCUACGUCAUCCCCAACGCCAUCGACUCAGCCUCCUUCACCCCGGACCCGAGUUCCAGGGAUCCUGACAACAUUACCGUUGUCAUCGUGAGCCGAUUGGUGUACAGGAAAGGCGCUGACUUAAUGGCCGCCAUAAUUCCACCUCUGUGUUCCACUUUCCCGAAUCUUCGUUUCAUAAUCGGUGGUGACGGUCCGAAGCGACUGGCCCUGGAGGAGAUGCGUGAGCGCCACAAUUUGCACUUUCGUGUAGAACUCCUCGGCCCACUGCCUCAUCACAAAGUCCGCGACGUUCUUGUUAGAGGCGACAUCUUCUUAAACUUGUCACUCACGGAAUCAUUCUGCAUUGCAAUUGUGGAAGCGGCUAGCUGUGGCCUCCUGGUUGUGAGCACAAGGGUGGGCGGCGUGCCUGAGGUUCUGCCUCCUCACAUGAUCCGAUUGGCUCCCGCCAGCGCCUCGGGAUUGGCCUCCACUCUGGCCAAUGCCAUUGAGGAGGUGCGUCAGCAGCGCCUUGAUUGGUCGCGUGAACUCGCCAUGGUACGAUCCGAGUCGGUCGAUUCAGCCUGUGACGUUGCUGUGCAUCGAAAGCAGUCACGCGAGCGAUCCGUCAGCUUUCCGCUCCUGCCGGCAGACGAGGCUAAAGGUUAUGGAGCAGAAUCAAUUCUCGGCUGUGAGCAGAUUCCGCGCGCCUCGCAGGCCCAUUGGCCUCCUGCGUCGGCCUUUAGGGUGGCCUGGCAACGCCACAAUGAUAUCCACAAGUUUUACACGUGGACGGACGUAGCCAAGCGCACGGAAAAAGUCUACCAUGCGGCCAUGACGCGAUCCCCAAUUACAUGUCGACAGGCUAUGACCGCAAUCGAUCGAGUUCCAUAUUUCAACACGACAGCCGCCCAGUUCAAGUCCUGGAACUCUGACAGCAUUCCAUUCGGGUAUUCCAUCGUCACAGAUGCACAGGUCUCCAAACGCAAGCCUACAGCGCCUGCUAAUGUCGCCGUAGGCAGGACAGAUUUGCUCACUGAAUAG
Molecule: messenger RNA, 7134 nt
Organism: Mesocestoides corti
Lineage: Eukaryota; Metazoa; Platyhelminthes; Cestoda; Cyclophyllidea; Mesocestoididae
Source: the annotation of a GenBank genome assembly